UUUGUUUCGCCACUUGAAGUGCAAAGGUCAAAUUGGCGAUAGGAGGCGUCAGAGUGCAAGGACCGUGCUGUCGAAGUGUCCAAAAUGGGCUUGAGAGCCACAGAUUGUGGCUACAGGUUCUUGGUGUUGUUUUUCAACUGUCUGCUGACUUUUGGGAGUUAUUUCUGCUUUGACAUGCCCAGUGUGCUGCAGCCAUUGUUUACAGGGAGCACAUUUUGUAACACCACUAACAGUUCAGUCAACCACACAGCAGAGAAUCAAACAUGUUGCCAGGAUUGCCUUGGAAUGAAUGCUGACCAGUACAACCUUCUAUAUGCCAUCUAUGCUUGGACUAAUGCAGUAAUUGUACUAGGAGCUGGUUUUCUAAUUGACAAGCUAGGGAAUAGAGUUGGAGUUUUCUUGUUUUCAUCUCUCUGCGUCCUUGGUUCCUCAACAUUUGCAGCUGGGGUCUUUCUCCGAGGCACACCUUACCUGCUGCCACUGAUGCUCAUUGGACGGUUGCUAUUUGGAGCAGGCAAUGGAUCUCUUACAAUUGUUCAGAAUCGUAUCACAGCAUUUUGGUUCAAGGACAAGGAGUUAGCACUGGCCUUUGGUUUCACUCUUGCCUUCUCAAGGCUUGGAAGUGUCUUGAACUUCUUCCUCACACCCAAUUUUGCCAAGGCUUUUGGUCUUACCUGGACUUUGUGGGGUGGUGCAAUGCUCUGUGGAAUUGGGUUUGUUUCUGCCAUUAUAGUCAGCUUCUUAGACAAAAUGGGAGUCAAACAGCUUGGAGCAGAUGACAACAUGAAAGAAGAGUCCAAAAAAGUGAAAUUCACAGACAUCAGGCAUUUCUCAGCCUCCUACUGGCUGCUGGCUCUGACAAUUAUGUUCUUCUACAAUGGAGUGUUUCCAUUUGUAGCUGAUGCAAGUGAUUUUAUUGAAAGUAAAUAUGACAUCCAGCCCCCAACCUCCUCCUACCUGGCAGGUGCUGUGUAUGACGUUUCCAUGGUCCUGUCACCUUUUCUAGGAGGAAUGAUUGAUGUGAUAGGCAAGCGUGGGUACUUAGCAGUUCUGUGUUGUCUCCUAACAAUUCCAGUCUUUGGGUUGCUGGCAUUUACAUAUGUCUAUCCACUGGUGGCUACUUUGUGGCUGGGAAUAACUUACUCAUUUGCUGCUGCCAGCAUGUGGCCAUCCAUUCCCCUGGUGGUCAGCCAGGCCACUGUGGGCACAGCCAUGGGACUGACCACCUCCAUACAGAUGGUAGGCAUUGGUAUCUGUAACAUUGUAGUGGGUGAAAUACUGGGACAGAAAAAUGGCAAAAUCCCAUUAGAGCGCUGGCAGUAUAUGAUGAUCUUCAUGCUUGCUAACACACUGGCUUGUAUUACUACAUCUGUGAUGCUGAACAUAAAUGACAGGAGAAAGGGUGGCAUAUUGAACCAAAGCAGGAGACAGAAGAUGGCCAGGGAAGGGAAGCCUCUCGUCUCUGCCGUGGAUGAAUACGAUGAGACGGAUCCUUUGCUGUCACAUACUAGGAGAGACAACAAAAGUAUUAUUAAUUAAGUAUAUGAAAAGUUAAUGUCAAAGAGAUUAAAUUUUAAGCACUGUUCCUGAUGUCAGCGGAAAAUCUGGGGUCACUGAAUUUAAGUGUAGCUGUCAUUUACAAACUACAAUUGCCAAAAAGAAGGAAAAAAAUCAAUUUGAAUAUUUAUGUUUAUGCCUGUAUGAGUCACACAGUGUUACUAAUUUAAAUAUUUUGAAAUGUAAAAUAUUUAACCAUUUGAUGAAGAAUCAAAACAAACCAUAUUAUUUGGUUUUCACGGAGAAAUAUUCCUGACCAGUGUGAACUCUUGAGGUUGAUAAGCGUACUGUUUGAAACUUUUCUUUAUACCUGGUAAAUCGAUUCUAAACAGUGCCAAAGAAGAUUUCUUAUGUCAAUUAUGAAUGAAUCAGGGUUGACAUUAUCACAUUUACUGUACAUUCGUUGGUAGUAUGAAUGUGCAAUAGUUAGUUGAAUCUAUAAAAAGUUCACUAUGAUGUGAUAAGGAGUCAUUUUAAACAUCAUAUUAAGUGAUGUAAAAUUGUCAUAUUAAGUGAUGUAAAAUUGCCCAUAGUUAAAAUAAUGUGAAAAGAAGUUACUUAAUGCUCUUGAAGAUAGAUGAGUGGUGUAAGUAAGUUUGCUUUUCUACAACAUUUCCCCACAUGCUCACCUUGGCUGUCAAGAAAGUUGGGCUUAAAUGUUAGUUUAUUAUGGCAUCCAGGCAUAUCAUCCUAUAGGCAUGGGUGAAAGUUUUUAGGAUUGUGCCUGAUUUCAGGAUUUUCAGUCUUUAUUUUGAUUGUUAUUUUUUUCGUGUGGUCGAAAUGCAAUGGGAAAAUGCAUUCUACGUUUAUAGAAUUUUCAGUUUUUACAACUUUCACCCAUGCCUAUAGGCCUUUUGUAACGUGCUAUAGAUAGAUGGUAUUUAUUUUAUAAUAUGCGACGCAAUACUGUCGUAUAUCUAUGAUGAUUGUGCACAAAAUUUCUGUCAAAUUCCCAUUGAAGUUGUGCAUAAAUAAAAAUUUGACUCGCGAAAAAAGUUCCCAGAUGAGCCUUUAAUUUGAUACUGGUUUGGAAACGUUUACCGUUCUCUGAUGUAAAAAUCUCGGAGAAACCUAUUACUGUGGCAACGUAUUCAAACCUUAUAUAUAUAGUGAAAUCUCAGCCGAAUACGUUUAAAAGAAAGUGACUGAUCUGCAAGGUUGUACAAAUAAUGAAUAUAUUGUUAUAUAUUUACAAUAAAUAUUUGAAAAUUA
Messenger RNA from Lingula anatina, 2769 nucleotides. RefSeq names its product lysosomal dipeptide transporter MFSD1. The record is from RefSeq and is a predicted model, not a curated record. Lineage: Eukaryota; Metazoa; Brachiopoda; Lingulata; Lingulida; Lingulidae. Gene Ontology annotation, biological process: transmembrane transport. Gene Ontology annotation, molecular function: transmembrane transporter activity.